Oppia nitens is the source of this 3390-nucleotide messenger RNA. Its product is annotated as low-density lipoprotein receptor-related protein 4-like. The record is from RefSeq and is a predicted model, not a curated record. Gene Ontology annotation, molecular function: calcium ion binding; protein binding. The transcript is spliced from 3 exons. Lineage: Eukaryota; Metazoa; Arthropoda; Arachnida; Sarcoptiformes; Oppiidae. Bases 1 to 3375 code for a protein of 1124 amino acids.
AUGAUUUAUAGCAUUUUCUUUGACUGCGGUAACGGAAAAUAUAUUGGACACUACUUGACAUGCGAUGGCCUGGAUGAUUGUGGCAAUUGGGCCGAUGAACUGUCGUGUACUAAAAGUCCCAGUGCUAAGACACGACCUGUUAUUGUUGACGAAAGUCUCAUUAAUUGUAAUGAUAGCUACAAUACAUGUAUACCUAAUAAGUGGCUGUGCGAUGGUCUUAGAGACUGUUCCAAUGGUAACGACGAGAUGAACUGUACGAAAGAAAAAUCUUGUAGCAAAGGGUUCAGUUUGGGUGGUAGUGAUAACACAACUUGUAUUGAUAUCAAUGAAUGCGAUGACAUUUUGAAAGGACAGUGCAGUCAAGAGUGUAUCAAUACUUAUGGUGGAUAUAAAUGCAAAUGUAGUGAAGGAUACAAAUUGAUUAACAAUAGGAGUUGUAUUGCCGCUGAAGAGGAACCACUUCUGUUUUUCUCAAAUAGUAAAGGCAUUCGUGGUUUUUGGCUCCGAAGCAAACAAUUCUUUCCCGUUUAUCAAACAUCCAAACAGACCAUUGGAAUAGAUUUUUUAGCCAAAAAAGAUAGGGUUUAUUGGAUUGAAUUAGACUCGUCUUACAGAGUCUACUCAACCACUCUUAUGGUUAAUUACUUCAAAACUAUUGUCACAAAAGGUCUUAAAGCACCUGAAGAUUUGGCUAUUGAUUGGGUCGGAGAAAAUAUAUAUAUAUCUGACGGAGAAUUAAAUAAAAUAAUAGUCUGUAAUAUUGAUGGAGAUAUAUGUGCUUCGGAUUUAUUUGGUGUCUUAGAUAAGCCACGAGCCAUAGUUGUCGACCCAUCAAACGGAACUAUAUAUUGGACUGAAUGGGGAGAGCAUCCGGGCAUAUAUGUGGCGGGAAUGGAUGGUUCAAACAAACAUCACUUAAUAAACAAUAAUUUGAUCCGUCCAAACGGUAUUACAUUGGAUUCGGUGACUAACCGAUUGUAUUGGUCUGACGUCAAAAUAAGCAAAAUUGAAUACUUGGAUCUGAAGACAAAUCAAAGAGUAAUUGUAAUAUCAGACAAAGUUUUUUAUCCAUUUUCAUUAGACGUAUUCGAAGACUGGAUUUAUUGGAGCGAUUGGGCGACAGAUUCAUUGGAUAAGAGCUACAAACUGACGGGACAUAACCAGACUGUACUCAUAAGGGACGGGAAUGAAAAAAUUAUGAGUCUUCAUAUAUAUCAUCCAUUAAUACAAAAGCAAUCGUAUAAUCCGUGUUUUGUACACCACUGUUCGCAUUUGUGUGUAUUGGCACCCAAUAGACGACAUACGUGUGUCUGUCCCGAUAAUUUGGUCCUUUCUAAAGACAAGAAGACCUGUGAGAAUAGAUCCAAAAUUAUAAAUAUUCAACAAUUUCUUAAUGAUCAGCAAAUAUUUAUGGAUCGCACCGAUAAUGACCACUCAGACAUAGAUGAAAAUGAAUCCAAUGAUAUUAUAAGGGAUUGGCUUAUGUUUGGUAUCGUUGUUGUUAUAAUUGUCUUAAUUGCUGUUUUUGUCUUUAUUUUCGUCAAAAGAGACGAUUACAGGUUUUAUAGCAAAUGUCCGUCAAAUUUCUUCGACUGCGGUAAUGAUAGAUGUAUCGGUCAUUUUUGGCGAUGCGAUGGCGAAGACGAUUGUGGCAAUUGGGCCGAUGAACAGUCGUGCGGAAGUCCAAUAGUUAAGACAGGACACGAAAUCAUUGAGAAGCACUGUGCUGUUAAUCACACCCACUGUAAUGAUACCUACGGCACAUGUAUACCAAAUAAAUGGCUGUGCGAUGGUAUGGAAGACUGUUCCAAUGGAAACGAUGAAAAAAAUUGUACAAAAGACAGGGCCCAGUGUUCGGGAUUUUUAUGCAAUACCUUUGAAUGUAUUCCUUCGCGCUGGAGAUGUGACGGUAUUCCCGAUUGCGAAGAUGCCUCCGAUGAGACUAACUGUCCGUCAAAACCAAAACACGACAUUUGUGAUAAAGAGCACGGAUUUUAUAAAUGUCUUACCGGAGAAUGUAUUCCCAUCUAUAAGCUGUGCGACAAACGUAAAGACUGUCCGCAAGGAGACGACGAGGGAACUGAAUGUCGAUCGAGUGGAUGCCAUACCAAGAAUUGUUCACAACUAUGCUUUGUUGAAUCAGAUGGACCACAAUGUUAUUGUCGCGAAGGUUUCAGUUUGGGUAGUGAUAACACAACUUGUUUUGAUAUCGAUGAAUGUGAUGACGGUUUGAAAGGACUAUGCAGUCAAAAGUGUGUCAAUAUUUAUGGUGGAUAUAAAUGCAAAUGUAGUGAAGGAUACAAAUUGAUUAACAAUAGGAGUUGUAUUGCAGCUGAAGAGGAACCACUUCUGUUGUUCUCAAAUAGUGAAGGUAUUCGUGGUUUUUGGCUCCGAAGCAAACAAUUCUUUCCCGUUUUUCACUCAUCCAAACAAACCAUUGGAAUCGACUAUUUAGCCAAAAAAGAUAGGGUUUAUUGGGUUGAAUUAGACGAAACUCCUGGAAUAUAUUCAUCCACUCUUAUGGGUGAUUACUUCAAACCUAUUGUCACAAAAAACUUUAAAGCACCUGAAGAUUUGGCUAUUGAUUGGGUCGGAGAAAACAUAUACAUAACAGACGGAGACUUACAUGAAAUAAUAGUCUGUAAUAUUGAUGGAGAUAUGUGUGCUUCGGGUUUAUUUGGUGUCUUAGAUAAGCCACGAGCCAUAGUUGUCGACCCAUCAAACGGAACUGUAUAUUGGACUGAAUGGGGAGAACAUCCGGGAAUAUAUAUGGCGGGAAUGGAUGGUUCAAACAAACAUCACUUAAUAAACAAUAAUUUGAUCUGGCCAAACGGUAUUGCAUUAGACUCGGUGACUAACCGAUUAUAUUGGUCAGAUGCUAAAGUCGGUAGAAUUGAAUACAUGGAUCUGAAGACAAAUCAAAGAGUAAUUGUAAUAUCAGACAAAGUUUUUCAUCCAUUUUCAUUAGACGUAUUUGAAGACUGGGUUUAUUGGAGCGAUUGGAUGACAUACUCAUUGGAUAAAAGCCAUAAACUGACGGGACAUAAUCAGUCAGUACUCAUACGGGAAAGGGAUGAACAGAUAAUGGGUGUCCAUAUAUAUCAUCCGUUAAUUCAAAAUCAAUCGUAUAAUCCGUGUUAUGUAAACCAUUGUUCGCAUUUAUGUGUAUUGGCACCCAAUCGACGACAUACUUGUGUCUGUACCGACAAUUUGGUUCUUUCUAAAGACAAGAAGACCUGUGAGAACAUACCGGAAGAAAUCCAUGAGAUUAAAGAGAAAGUACUGAAUAUAUCACACGAUAUGCUUACCAUUAAAGACGAUGUCAAACAUAUUCCCGAUGAAAUCAAUUUCAUUAAAAAAAGCAUAAACUAUUGAUGAAUGGCACCAAUG